Molecule: messenger RNA, 1761 nt
Organism: Prunus mume (Japanese apricot)
Lineage: Eukaryota; Viridiplantae; Streptophyta; Magnoliopsida; Rosales; Rosaceae
Product: putative inorganic phosphate transporter 1-9
Biological process (GO): transmembrane transport
Cellular component (GO): membrane
Molecular function (GO): transmembrane transporter activity
Source: RefSeq, a predicted model, not a curated record
CAAAGCUUAAUUAGUACAUUGUAGUGAUGGCGUUAAAAGUCCUUUCUGCCCUCGACUCGGCGAGGACCCAAUGGUACCACUUCAAGGCCAUCAUCAUCGCCGGCAUGGGCCUCUUCUCCGACGCCUACGACCUCUUCUGCAUCCCUCCCAUCCUCAGGCUCCUCGGUCGCAUCUACUACCAAAAACCACACCUUCCCAGGCAUGUCGACUCCGCGCUCCUCGGCGUGGCCUUCCUCGGCACCGUCAUUGGCCAGCUGGUCUUCGGCAGGCUCGGGGACCGAAUCGGGAGGCGCAGCAUGUACGGCCUGUCCCUCAUGGUGAUGAUUCUCAGCGCACUAGGCUGCGGCUUCUCCAUAUGCACCUCGUCGAGCUGCGUUCUGGUGAGUCUCGGGUUCUUCAGGUUCCUGCUCGGAAUUGGGAUUGGCGGGGACUAUCCGCUGUCGGCGACCAUCAUGUCGGAGUUUGCCAACAAGAGGACACGUGGCUCGUUCAUAGCGGCCGUGUUCUCGAUGCAAGGGUUUGGGAUUUUGGCGAGCUCGAUCGUGACGAUGGUGGUGUGCGGGAUCUUCGACGCAGCGUCCGAUCCCAAGCCCACGGAGAAGACUCCGAGUGAAGCUGGUCCUGCUGCCAUGACCUAUUAUUGGCGAAUGAUGAUGCCUGAAACUGCCAGAUAUACAGCAUUGGUGGAGCUAAAUGUCCAACAAGCGGCUAAGGACAUGGAGAAAGUGUUGGAUGUUUCACUGAGUCAAAUUGCAGAAAAUGAAUCAUUGACAUUGCCUCAAGAUCCACCGUCCUAUCCCCUUUUCUCCAAGCAAUUCUUACGCCUCUACGGCCGCGAUCUCUUCGGUUGCUCAGCUUCAUGGUUUCUCGUGGACGUAGUCUUUUACAUCAACAACCUCUUCCAAUCUCAAGUUUACGGAAAAUAUCUCGGGAAAAAGUACAAAUCCAACGUGUAUGAAGAUGCUAUACAUGUUGCCCUAUUUCAAGCCAUCGUUGCAAUAUGCUCAACAAUUCCAGGCUACUGGUUCACUGUGUAUUUCAUCGAUCGCAUCGGAAGGCGCAAGAUUCAAAUGAUGGGUUUUCUCGUCAUGGCCUUGGUUUUUUUCGCAAUUGGGAUACCCUACACAUCUUAUUGGCAACAUAACAUAAAUGGAGGUUUCAUGGUUCUCUAUGGCCUCACUUUCUUCUUUGCAAAUUUUGGACCAAACACCACUACUUUUAUAGUGCCCGCUGAACUUUUCCCGGCGAGAUUUAGGUCAACCUGUCAUGGGAUUUCCGGGGCGAUUGGGAAGGUGGGGGCCAUUAUUGGCGCAGUUGGAUUUGGGUCGGCCUCACAUACGGAGAACCAUAAAGCAGUCAAGAACUUACUGGUGAUCUUAGGUGGAGUUUGUCUUUUGGGAUUGGCGGUAACGUAUUUUUUCACACCAGAAACGAAUGGCAGAUCGCUAGAAGAGAAUGAGGAAUGAUGAGGAAACAUUUAUUAAAUGCUCAGAUGUUUGUUUCAUAACUAGUGAGGUCAAAUGCUGCUGCUAUUCAUAGUUCCUAGUUUAUAGUUUGCAGACGGUGAUGAAGUUAUUGUUGCAGUUACUUAGAAAUUCAACCAAUUUUUUCUUCAACUACGUGUGUUUAUGUAGAAGCCUCUGUACUGUAUUCCCCCUCUAUCUCCUGUACAUAGUAGGCUGAGAUUUGAGGGAGCCGGCCAUGAGGAAAAAGUAUAUUAUUAUUAGUGAAUUAUAUAUAUAUUAUAAAGGAAAUUAUGCA